AUAUCAGUGCGCCAGAGCGGUUAGUCUUAGACUUGUUGCCGGUGGCUCACGUUAAAGUGUUGAAUAACCUCAAGGAGCAACACUUAAAGAAUACUUGCUUUAGAUUAGCGUUAACUAAGUUAUCUAUGUUAGAUAGUUUACUACUUUUCAAAGCUAUAAGCUUUAACUUGUCACCCGGGAAGCUACAGAGUAAACAGUCCAAUAGUUCAGCCCUCUGUAGCCUGAACAGUAAAAGUAGGCCAAGCUUGCAACAGGUAAGCUACACCUGUGGCUCUAGCUGACCUUCAUGACGGCACUGAGCAGACUGGGCUCGUCUGGGCACCGACUGCGCAUGCCCGCGGUUUAACAACUUGCUGCUGAAGCGGACAAGUACAAAGAGGCUGCUGGUGGUGCGGACGGGACGUGUCAUGCGCCACGGGGCUAAAAUCUAACCUCGUUGAGUUUGACGUGAAGUUGCUUGCUUAUCGGGACGAUUUACCCUCCAAGAACUUGACUCCAGCGACAAUCGGUUGAAUUAAGAGCGGGAAGGUCUUGCAUUCAAGUCCAAAAAGAGCUUGGGAGUCACUUGGCGUCGGGUUGCAUGGUAAUCUGGACUUGAUGCAUGGCAGUUGCAUGACCGCAGUGAGCCUUGUUGCGGGACUGAGAGCACACAGCUGCAGCCAUGGCUCAAACCAUGCACAUGAAUGGCAACGGCCCAGAAAAAGAACAAAGAUGCCUAAGCACAGAAGACGAGAAGGACUCUGUGGACCCCUACCAUGUUGAAACGCCCUAUGGUUACCAGCUAGACCUGGACUUCCUCAAAUAUGUCAAUGACAUUGAGAGGGGCAAUACCAUUAAGAAGCUGAGUAUCCAGAGGAAGCCCAAAGUGGCCAAACCCUUGUCGGUGCCUCGGGGCAGCACUGGCGGGGCCAGCACUCAGGCUGAAUGGACUUCCACAGACUCUCUGUCCUCCUCCAACAGCGAUGACAAGCAGUCUCCUGUCUUCUUCAACCCCAGGCCCCAGGUCGCUGUGCCACUGACCCCCACCCUCUCCAGGGCAACCUGUGAAGUCCCCUUGCAACAAUCCCACUUCAACACCACAGAGCAGAAACAGCUCCUGCCACCUCCUUCGCCCAGGCUUGCCACUCGUCACAAUCCCCAAGUGGAAAGGACCCUCAUGGAGACGCGUCUUCGGCUCGAACAGGAGCGGAUGCUCAUACAGCCACACAGCGAGCUUCCGAUGCCCCCCCGUCGUCUCGCCAGCUUCGGUGGCAUGGGCUCGAGCAGCUCCUUAUCCUCUUACUCUGGUUCCAUGGCCCCGAGCCAGAUAUCUCCCAGCACCCAACAGCCUCUUCUAACCAACGGUCACCUCCCCAAUGGGGAUUAUAACCCCUACUACCCACCAUCCAUGGGCAGUUCCAUCCGCCACAGCCCCAUGAGCUCUGGCAUGGCCACGCCUGUGACAAAUGUCAGCCCGUUACACCUUCAGCAAAUUCGGGAGCAGAUGGUUGUGGCCCUCAAGAGGCUGAAAGAGCUAGAGGAGCAGGUGAAAACAAUUCCUAUCUUACAGGUUAAGAUUGCUGUUCUUCAGGAAGAGAAAAGACAGUUGGCUUCUCAGUCCAAAAAUCAAGGUCCUGGUGGUUUCCGCAAGCGAUCCUACAGUGUAGGCAGUGCUGACCAAAUGGAGAACCCUGGCCCCAUCCAAAAGGAAACAGAGCUGCAUAUCAUGGAGCCUGAAGCCCAGGAACAGAGUGCACAGCAGUUGGAGGAGUUCAGACGUCUAGCUGCUGAGGUCCAAGCUCUGGAGAAGACAACCCAGGAUAAUAAUGUAACCGAAAUUCAGCCCCACAAACUCACGCAAAACCAAACUCACCAAAAGUCCAUCGGCAUAGUUACUGACGAAAACAUGAACAACCUUCCUGUCACUCAGAGGAAGUUGACAAAUAAACAUAGUUUCCAGGACGUGGGAGUAUCGACGGAGCGGCAGGAAAUGCGCAGUGUUAUGGUUGGUGUAACUGAGGCCAUGUUGGGCACGACCAGUGAAGCUGAGAAAGAGAUUGAGCUCCAGCAGCAGACCAUAGAAGCACUGAAGGACAAGAUCUACCGCUUGGAGGUGCAGCUGAAAGAAACUACACACGAAAUGGAAAUGGGAAAGCUAAAACUGGAGCUCCAAGCUGCUGGUGGGUCAAAUAAGAAAAAAGCAGACAAAGGUUUCAUGGCCAGGCCUGAGAUGUACAAUGCCUGUGUGGAGGCCAAAGUCCAGAUGCGCAGCCAGGGAGUGGGUGACCAUCUGGAAUUCAGCCAUGCUAAUGCUGCUAAGACUGUAGAAAGCCACACUAUAGGAGUGUCCUGUCAACCCAGUGUGCAUAGUGUUGCUACAGGCCCAGAGAUCCCUAUGGACCGGUGGGUGGUGCAUGAGCGUGUUGAGGUAAACGACCAGUGUGUAGGGAGACGAGUGGAGACAUGUCACCAGCAGGUUGGCGUGGAGCUUAGUGUUUGUGAGGUGGGAGUUAACACAGAGGAAUCGGUAGACAGCUUGGUUCUCUGCAAACCUAUGAUGGAGUUGAGCAAAGAGUCAAGAUCAGUUGGCUGUGGAGAUAGUUCAGUGGACGUAGUCGUUAGUCCUAUCAAGACGAUGAUGUCACAGGGAACUGACCCAGAUUUUCUCAGCAAAGUGGACUCUGGUGUCAUGGCUGCUCCUGAGUCAGCAAAUCAACAGACCAAUACAGAGACAGAGGUUGUAAGUAAAUCCACCAACACAAAAACGGCUGUCUUGACUGACUCUUUUACCGAUAUGGUGUUGAUCACUUGUGACAAGCACACCAACACGGCUGUGACUGAAACGAGGACAGUCGCUGCUGGGGAAGGACUUGUCAAAGAUGUUCACUCAACAACAAACAUGCGUUCGAUUGCUGUUGGAACCACCACUGAUGCUGACGCAUUCCUUGGCAAGUCAAACUCUACUAAAACCAAAGAAUGUGGGGUGGGACCAGUGAGUAUCCGUGAGAACUUCUUGGUUGGCUUAAAAACCAGGAGCAUAGCAUGUGGCCCCUCCCAUCUGACUGAAUCUGUCACAAGCAGCAGCAAAAAGACUGUGGAGGUUGCUGCACCACUGCAAGCUGAGGCCCAGGGUGGUGUCAGACUGGACCAUUACAUCGAGAGGGUGCAGAAGCUGCUGCAGGAGCAGCAAAUGCUGCUAGCAGAGAACUACAGUGAGCUCGCAGAAGCUUUUGGUCAGCCCCAGUCACAGUUUGGAUCCAUCAAUAGUCAGCUGGUCAGCACACUAUCAUCCAUCAACUCCGUCAUGAAGUACGAAAGCGCUGAAGACAUCCUCAAGCUGCAGUCAGAAUCUGUAAACUUAAACAAAGAGAGCAGUCAGCAGCAGUGCAGCCAGUCUGUCCGGGCUGAGCUCUCACGGGUGGAGAAGCUUCCAGCAGGCUGGAGUCGUGCAGGUAAACUUUCCAACACACCUGCAGAGCAGCAGCAGACCAGCGCAGCGGAACAGAAGAGCCGUAUGGACCUGCAGAUGUCUACAGCGCUACAUGGCCAGCCGUGCAGCCAGAACACCCUGAAAUCCAUCAUGAAGAAGAAAGAUGGCCGACCCGACUCCAACUGCACCAAGAAGAACCUGCAGUUUGUUGGAGUGAAUGGAGGGUAUGAGACUACGUCAAGCGACGACUCCAGCUCAGAGGACAGCAGCUCCUCUGGGUCUGAGGAGGAGGAGGAGGAGGAGGAGGAGGAGAAGGAGAAGGAGUAUGGAGAUAAGAAGGAAAAUAAGGACGUGGAGGGAAAGAGCACCAGGGAGGAGUUCCAGCCCGAGCGAGCCGAGGAUGUGGAUAAGAAGGACGAAGAGGAAAGUUCAGAGAAACAGGAGAUGAGAGAGAGAUAUGAGCUAAGUGAGAAGAUGCUGGCUGCAUGCGGCGUUCUCAAAACUCACCUCAGUGACACGAAGGCUGUGAGCAGUAAAGACGUGAGAGCCUGUCUGAACACGGUGCAGCACGAGUGGUUUCGUGUGUCCAGUCAGAAGGCGGCGAUGGCGGCCAUGGUGGAGGACUACCUGGGAGCGUUCAGGGCCAUCUCACCGGACGUGCUGCGUCACAUCAUCAACAUGGCCGACGGCAACGGAAACACGGCGCUGCACUACAGCGUGUCACACUCAAACUUUCAGGUGGUGAAGAAGCUGCUGGAUGCAGAUGUGUGUAAUGUGAACCAGCAGAACAAGGCGGGUUAUACACCCAUCAUGCUGGCUGCUCUGGCUGCGGUGGAGACGCCCAAGGACAUGCGUAUUGUGGAGGAACUCUUCAGCAAGGGCGACGUCAACGCUCGAGCCAGCCAGGCCGGUCAGACGGGGCUGAUGCUGGCGGUCAGUCACGGCAGGAUGGACAUGGUUCAGGCCCUGCUGGCUCAAGGAGCUGACGUCAACAUACAGGACGACGAGGGCUCCACGGCGCUGAUGUGCGCCAGCGAACACGGACACGUGGAGAUCGUCAAACUGCUGCUGGCUCAACCCGGCUGUGACGCCACACUGAGUGACAGCGAUGAGAGUAAUGCCCUGUCCAUCGCUCUGGAAGCAGGACACAAGGACAUUGCGGUGUUGCUUUAUGCACAUGUGAACUUCUCCAAAGCCCAGUCACCGGGGACACCUCGACUCGGCAGAAAGAUGUCACCAAGUCCCACUCGGAGGGGCAUGUUUGAUUAGAGGCCUCGCCACUCCCCACAAACCCUGCGCUGCUAUUGGUUCACGCUGAACGAUGCUGUACCCACAGCUGGAUGAGGGAUUUCAUCCCGAGCACCAACCAACCAACGAGCUUUCUGGAAAUGUUUUAUAUUUACGCACACACUUGUUUCUGUGACAAGCCCAAAGUGACCUUUGAGUAUGAAUGUAACCAGCUGGUGCCUCAAGUCCCAUCACACUCUGGCUGAAAUAUCUCAAACCAAGACACAAAUUCAUCCACUAAAUGCCAUUUUAUUCCUUCUUUUCUUCAAUUUAGUUUUUGUGGCCUCUUUUUUCAAUUUGACAACCUUUUUUUUUAUUUCUAAUGCUCAAUGUUGAUCAUUCAAGAGCACCAGAACAUCUUCAUUUGUGGCUAAUUUUUCUUGAUUUUUUUUAAGUGCAUCAUAGUAGACAUACAGAGAAUAAUCCACCCACAUAUUAGAGGAAAUAUAUCCUAUCUCUCAUACACGUGCGCCCAGGUCAUCACUACAUGUACAACUCAUGUGGAUGAAUGCAUCAAUGAGAAGACGUGACCUAGACUGGAGAAAUUGUACUUCUAUACAAAUCCUAUGUAUCUAUUUAAAAAGAAGAAUCACAGUAUUUUGAGUAUGUCCUAUUAAUACGUAACGACCCAUGAAGUUAUAUAUUUAUCAAAGUAUAGUUUUUAAUGCAGAUAUAUGUAUUUCAUUGUACAUACGGUGGUCAUUAGAGUUUAGUUAUUCUCCUUUUUGUCCAGUUUCUGUCUCUCAUGUGUAAAAUAUGCUGCUUGUCUUCUAGUAUUCAUCAAGGUACUGACUUUCUUACUCAAAUGAGAAUUGAAGUGCCUGAGACUUUGCCAUAUAACAGUAAACAUCAAUUAAAGAAUAGA
Scatophagus argus is the source of this 5561-nucleotide messenger RNA. It is a transcript of the gene kank1a, whose product is annotated as KN motif and ankyrin repeat domains 1a. The coding region runs from base 662 to 4678 and encodes 1338 amino acids. NCBI's taxonomy places the organism in Eukaryota, Metazoa, Chordata, Actinopteri, Scatophagidae. The transcript is spliced from 12 exons. Gene Ontology annotation, biological process: negative regulation of actin filament polymerization. The record is from RefSeq and is a predicted model, not a curated record. Gene Ontology annotation, molecular function: protein binding. Gene Ontology annotation, cellular component: cytoplasm; cytoskeleton.